Molecule: messenger RNA, 1536 nt
Organism: Chanos chanos (milkfish)
Lineage: Eukaryota; Metazoa; Chordata; Actinopteri; Gonorynchiformes; Chanidae
Gene: nherf1a
Product: NHERF family PDZ scaffold protein 1a
Exons: 6
Coding region: 244-1317 (357 amino acids)
Biological process (GO): protein localization to plasma membrane
Cellular component (GO): apical plasma membrane
Molecular function (GO): protein-membrane adaptor activity; signaling receptor binding
Source: RefSeq, a predicted model, not a curated record
UAGGCAAUAGAGAUUAGCACAAUACUUUUGCCGUGGGCAGCGGGAGUGAUUUGGGUUCCAGAGUAGUUUCACGGAAACUCUUCGUGCGCUCUGCCCUAGUGUGUUAGUGAGCUUUCAAAGCGUCAAAGUGAAUUGAAACCACAUUGUAUUUCGUGAAAACGCUUCAUUUUCUUUCAUUUGACCACUAAUCUGGACACAGUCUAGGAAUCUUCUACUGGAAGUUGCAAGGAGUUGUGUUUCACCAUGUCACAACAUCUCAGACCUAGAUUGUGUGUUAUUGAAAAAGGCGACAGCGGGUACGGUUUUCAUCUUCACGGUGAGAAGGGAAAGACGGGCCAGUACAUCCGCUUAGUGGAGCCUAAUUCCCCGGCAGAUGUCUCUGGUCUUCGCGCGGGGGACCGUGUUAUGUUCGUUGAAGGGGAAAGCGUGGAGGGUGAAAGCCAUCAGCAAGUCGUGUCCCGGAUACGCGCCGCCGGGGGCAAGUUGGAGCUCAUCGUUGUUGACGAGGAAACCUCGCAGCUACUCCAGAAAUACAAUUUAAAGUGCGAAAAAGAGUAUGUAACGGGAGGAAUCCCAGUGCCAGGCAGCGACUCAGACCAUGAAGACGAGGUUAAGAACGGCUCCUCCCGAGGCUCGUCUCCUGCCCCCGACAGAAAUGGAGAGAGACUUAGUGACUCCAAGGAUGAAUUGCGUCCACGUCUGUGUUAUAUGAAGAGAGGAAGUGCGGGCUAUGGCUUUAACCUGCACAGUGAGAGAAACAAACCAGGCCCGUACAUCCGAGCCGUGGAUGACGACUCCCCGGCAGAGAAGGCUGGACUUCGCCCACAAGAUAAAAUAAUACAGGUGAACGGUGUGUCUGUGCUGGAGAUGCAGCACUCAGAGGUGGUGGCGACCAUAAAGGCAGGUGGAGAUGAGACCAGACUCCUGGUGGUGGAUCCAGACACUGACGAGUUCUUCAGGAGAUGUGGUGUUAUCCCUACGGAGGCACACCUCACAGGCUCACUGCCUAGACCAGGCAGCGGUGGAGACACUGACGGCCAGUUUAAUGGGGAAAUUGGUCAGGAGACCACACCUAAACCAUCAGUCAGCCCCUCUCCAUCCAGCACCUCCUCCAACAACUCCAUCAAUACUGCACCUGCCCCUGGACGUGACAGCCCUCCACCGCCAGAGCAGGAGAGGAGCCCUGUCACAUCCCCGGCGUUGGCCAUGAGCUUGUCUCUGCAGGAGGCUAAGGAGCGCGCCCGUGGUAAACGCUCCAAUAAGAGAGCGCCAGCCAUGGACUGGAGCAAGAGAAACGAGCUUUUCAGCAACCUGUGAAGCAGCUGUCAUUCCAUUUCUCUCUCUCUCUAUCACUCUCUAUCACUCCAUUCACACUGCCCUCUCUUCUCUUUCCCCAAUGAACAUAAUCACACACACACACACACACACACACAAACACACACACUUAUCUGUAAACCCAUUAUUCCAGUGUUAUCUUACCUGUUUUUGAUUUUCAACUUGUUGAUUUUAGAAUUUAGCUUUUUUUUUUUUUUUUUU